CCGCGGGAAGUUGGGGAGUGGGACCGGAGCCGGGGGGAUUUACUGGGGGAUAAGCGAGCGGGGGAGGCCGACUCACAGCGCGGAAUCCUGCGGGAAUCUCUCCAGCAACAAGUGAGUUCGCAGCGGGGCAGUACUGUGCGACCCAGCAACUUCAUCGCACCGACCGGGAUCGGCUCUCUCUCUCCUGCGGGAAUAAUGAGGAACGUGUGGCUAAUCCUUCCCUUUGCCCUGCUCGCUACCUUCUCCGGGGAAACGUGGGCGCAGGCUGACAGAGACCUCUAUAUCGACAGCACAGAGUCGUCGGGAAACUACCCAGUUGAUGACGAUGAUUACUCUUCUGGAUCUGGCUCAGGCAUUCCAGCACGCGAUGAUGAUGAAGACAAUGUGGUGUUAACAACUGUCGAGACGCUAAUAAGCAGCCCAUCAAGUGAAAUGCCAUAUGUUGACACCACAACAUUGAAAACACAAACAAAAAUUGCGCCUGAAAGCAAGGAGCCUGGCGAAGUAGAGUCAACCAACACAGUUCUUGUCUAUGGAAACAAGGAUAUCGUCCAGACUGCAACACACACAGAGAACCUGUUCCACAGAACAGAAGUACUUGCAGCUGUCAUUGCUGGGGGCGGCAUCGGCUUCCUGUUUGCCGUAUUCUUAAUCCUCCUGUUGGUGUACCGCAUGAGAAAGAAGGACGAGGGCAGCUACGACCUCGGCGAACGCAAACCAUCCAGCGCCGUCUACCAAAAGGCACCAACUAAAGAGUUUUAUGCAUAAAACUUGCUACUUUAGUGUCUCUUUUUACGAGAUCACUGAACUUUUCUUUUAAGUAAAAAGCUUUUGCAUAGAAUAAUGAAGAUUUUUUUUCAUUAAAAAAAAAUAAAAAAUACCUUCACGGUAACUUUAUGAUAAAAAAUCCCAUUAUAUUUAAAAACAAAACAAAAAAAAAAAA
Molecule: messenger RNA, 943 nt
Organism: Xenopus tropicalis (tropical clawed frog)
Lineage: Eukaryota; Metazoa; Chordata; Amphibia; Anura; Pipidae
Gene: sdc2
Product: syndecan 2
Cellular component (GO): membrane
Source: RefSeq, marked provisional